Molecule: messenger RNA, 3472 nt
Organism: Chenopodium quinoa (quinoa)
Lineage: Eukaryota; Viridiplantae; Streptophyta; Magnoliopsida; Caryophyllales; Amaranthaceae
Product: protein EIN4-like
Exons: 2
Coding region: 766-3000 (744 amino acids)
Biological process (GO): phosphorelay signal transduction system; response to ethylene
Cellular component (GO): endoplasmic reticulum; endoplasmic reticulum membrane
Molecular function (GO): ethylene receptor activity; phosphorelay sensor kinase activity; protein binding
Source: RefSeq, a predicted model, not a curated record
GUAGGGUGUGUAGACUGUCGAAACGUCUAGGUUCGGUUCAUAAAAAUCUUGGUGGGCCUUCUGUGACCUGCCAAACCGCUUUCUUUCUCUCUUAUUUUUCAUUUCAUUGUUCAAACUUCAAAGCAAGCUGUAAGAUUUUUUUUUUUUUUUUUUUUCAAGUAGCUGCACCAUUUCUGCUUCAGAGUGAAAGCUGCCAUCUAAAGCUAAACUCCAUCAAAAUCAAAAUUGGAUCCAUAAAAACUGAGUUUCACUUUUAAUUUGUUUUGGGUCUUUAGAUUUCUAAAAAAAGGUACGAUCUUGCAUGAUUUUUGUAUUUGGGUUGAAGAUAAAUUGAUGAAUUUGAACUUGAGAACUUUAUUGUAACUGGGUUUUUGGUGUUCUUGCUGAAAAUGACCCCAGGUUAGUGUUUUUGUGAUUAUUCCUGCAGAUUAUUCAGAUUUUGAUUCCCAAUUUUAGCUUAAUUUAUUUUUUUAAUUUUUUUUAUUAAAAUUUCUGGGUUUUUGAUUACUUGAAGAAAUAGCAAAGGAAUUUAAAUUAUUGAAACAUUGGAUUUUUGUAAUAUUUGAACAGAUUCAGUUGAAUAUACUCAUAUAGAGAUGGGUGUUGGCCUGUUACUGAUUUUCUAUCAAAUUUCAUUGUUUAUAAUUUAAGGGUUUUUCUUCAAAUUUUAAUCCCCAUUGUUAGAAAUUAGACUUUGUUGAGGUAUUUGAUAAAAAGGGGUUUAUAUUUGUUUUAUGGGUUAAGAAGUGUGGUGUAAUUGGUGCAAUGAUGAGAGUGAUUGCCAUUGGAUUGUUGGUUUGCACUCUCAUUUUGUCUGUAUCAACCAUUGUUUGUGGAUACUCACAUUGUAAUUGUGAUGAUGAGGGGUUUUGGAGCAUUAACAUCAUUAUGGAAUGCCAAAAAGUGAGUGAUUUCUUGAUUGCCAUUGCCUAUUUCUCGAUACCAAUUGAACUAGUAUACUUCAUUAGUUGCGCGAAUGUUCCCUUCAAAUGGGUACUCGUCGAAUUCAUUGGUUUCAUUGUACUCUGUGGAAUGACCCAUUUGCUCAAUGGAUGGACUUACUAUGGUCCUCACUCAUUUCAGCUCAUGAUGUCACUUACAAUAUUCAAAUUCUUAACAGCUUUGGUUUCGUGUGCCACAGCAAUAACCCUUUUAACUUUGAUCCCUCUUUUACUUAAAUUGAAAGUUAGAGAGGUGUUUUUGACUCAAAAUGUCUUGGAAUUGGACCAAGAGGUUGGAAUAAUGAAAAAGAAGAAGGAAGCUAGUUGGCAUGUUCGAAUGCUCACUCGAGAAAUAAGGAAAUCACUCGAUAAGCAUACUAUACUACACACUACUUUGGUUGAACUUUCCAAUAUUUUGGACUUGCAGAAUUGUGCUGUUUGGAUGCCAAAUAAUAUUAAGACUUCAAUGAACUUGACCCAUGAGUUGAAGCCUAGCCCCUCAAAUAUCUUUCCUAGUAAUAUCCCAAUGAAUGAUCGCGAUGUUCAGGAGAUACGUGAAAGUGAGGGAGUGAGGAUUUUAAGACCAGAUUCAGCACUGGGAAUGGCAAGCAGUGGUGGUUUGGAGGUUUCUGGUUCUGUGGCAGCAAUUCGAAUGCCAUUGCUGAAUGUUUCAAAUUUCAAAGGUGGGACUCCUGAAUUGGUUCAAACUUCUUAUGCCAUACUAGUUUUGGUUCUUCCAAGCUCAACUGAUAGGGCUUGGAGCCAUCAUGAAUUAGAAAUGGUAGAAGUGGUUGCUGAUCAAGUAGCUGUGGCCCUUUCUCAUGCUAAUGUUCUUGAAGAGUCUCAGCUGAUGAGAGAUCAACUAAAGGAGCGAAAUCGUGUUCUGCAGCAGGCUAAGAAGGACGCGAUCAUGGCAAACCAAGCUAGAGAUUCAUUCCAAAAGGUGAUGAGCCAUGGAAUGAGGAGGCCAAUGCACUCAAUUCUCGGUCUUCUUUCAAUGUUUGAAGAGAAUAUGAAUUUUGAGCAAAAAAUCAUGGUUGACACCAUGGUGAGAACUGGUAACGUGAUCUCAACUUUAUUAAAUGAUGUGACAGAAAUAUCUACAAAAGACAAUGGAAGAUUCCCUUUGGAGAUGAGGCUUUUCCACCUGCAUUCCAUGAUUAAGGAAACUUCUUGCCUGGCCAAAUGUUUAUUUGUUUAUCAAGGGUUCAGCUUUUCUCCUGAUGUUGAGAGUAGCUUGCCAGCCCAGGUGAUUGGUGAUGAGAGAAGAACAUUUCAGGUUUUGCUACACAUGGUAGGGCACCUACUGCAUUUUUCGCUUAAAGGGGGCUUAAUGAUUCUUCGAGUGUCUGAAGAAACUGGCAGUGUGGGAAAGAAUGAUAAUAAGUGGGGGAUGUGGAGGUCAGCUUCUGCUGACGAGUUCAUUAAAGUAAAGUUUGAGUUUGACAUAAGUGGAGGUCAUCCGACAGACACUGUCAGGAGAACCCAAAAUGAUGCAAAUAAGGAAGUUUUGAGCUUCAACAUGUGCAAAAGGCUAGCUCAGAUGAUGCAGGGUGAUAUCUGGAUAUCUCUAAACUCAUAUGGCUUGCCGCAGAAUAUGACUCUUGUUCUUCGAUUUCAAAAGCAAAAACACCUUCCUGAUGGAAACUCUUAUAUGCCGGAGCACACAUUUUCUAACUCUCGCUUUAGAGGCUUAAAGGUCUUGAUUUCUGAUGAUGAUAAUGUAAAUCGGACAGUGACAAAGAGGUUGCUGGAGAAGUUAGGCUGUGAAGUAUUUGCCUGUUCCUCUGGUUUCAAGUGCCUCACUGCUUUGGCACCUUCGCAAAACACUAUUAGAGUUGUGCUACUUGACCUUCACAUGCCUGAAAUGGAUGGUUUUGAAGUCGCAAGAAGAAUCAGGAAAUUGUAUAGCGGAGGCGGUCCAUCUAUUAUAGCCAUAACAGCAAGUGCAGAGGAUAAUAUAUGGGAGAGAUGCUUACAAAUUGGGAUGAAUGGUCUAAUAAGGAAACCUGUGGUGCUGCAGGGAAUAAUUGAUGAGUUCCGAAGGGUCCUCAGGUGACCAAAAUGAGAGUUUCUCGAGGUAUUAGAUUUAUUUUAGAACAUAGGCAGCCAAGCAUGUCAAUUUAUACGUACAUCGUUACCCUUUAAUCUGGGAUUAGGAAUGUCCAUCACAGGCAUUAGAAGUUCAGUUACUUUGUUUGCUAACAGUAGCUGAUGGCUGAGACAUCUUUUUAUAAUUUUUUUUUUUUUUUUUUUUUUUUUUUAAUUUUGAAAACUGUAGUAAAAUGUGUCAUUGAUUUAACAUAAUGUCUAGUAUGAACUAUACUAUACAUGAUAUACAUAGCAAGGAUAGAAUAUUUUUAUAAGACAAUAAUUUAUAGCAAUUUUUUGUGAUAAAAAGAUAGCAAAUCAGCAAAUGCUAAGCAUUUUUAUUGACAAAAUUAGGAUAAAUCUGUAUUGCUAUUUUAGGGAAGUGGGCUUAGUGUUGUUUUAAAGACUAGAAUAGACCCGGUCUACAAUAACUUAUUGUA